This is a messenger RNA of Closterium sp. NIES-67, 2331 nucleotides long. NCBI's taxonomy places the organism in Eukaryota, Viridiplantae, Streptophyta, Zygnematophyceae, Desmidiales, Closteriaceae. The record is from the annotation of a GenBank genome assembly.
ACAUUCGCUUGAAUCCACAUUCGCUUCAUUCGCUUAAAUCCACAUUCGCUUCACCCCGUCAUUGCAUUCAUCACUCCGCCGCAUGUCAGUGGCCUGUCCAGCAGAGAGCAGGAGCAGGGUCCCUUGCUAUAGUCCAGUGGGGUGGCCUGUCAACCUUAAAUUCCCGAAACCCUUAGUCAAAACGGCCUUUGUCUAGGUGCAGGGUCCCUUGCUAUAGUCCAGUGGGGUGUCCUCUGUUGUAGCGUCCUGAGUCGUCUCCCAAAAUCAACCGAUUCCUCGUUGAAUCAAUCAGCCACCCCCUCCUCGCCUCUGCUGGAUGGCAUGCGCAUGCCGAGUGCAGGGGCGAAGGGAGAGCCAAGGCGGGCAGCAAGGGGGCGGGCAGCAGAGGAGCAGCACCGUCGCUCAUGGUUGGUGAGGUUGCAGUAUCACUCCACGCCUCCACACACCACAAGAGCCUUCCCCCCAGGUUCAGGUUCAGGUUCAGGUUCAGGUUCAGGUGUUUUUUUUUGGUACUGGCUCGAGUGGUGCUGUGGCUGGCAUCAUAUGCACCAUCCAUUCUGCACUCGCACAGCUUUCGAACGUUCUUUUCAAUUCGAUUCGUGUUUUUUUAUUUUUAAAAUCUUUGCCACUCAUUCCCCUUCCCUCCCUCCCCUCCCUCCCCUCUCUCCCCUCCCUCCCCUCGAUGGCUCCCUGGUGGUCGUGCAGGCAUGCACAGCGGAAGGCUGGGAGGAAGGCUGCCACGAGGGGAACUCCCAGGGAGAGUAUCGGGGUGGGGCCGGCGCCUCAAGGUAGGCCCCUCGCCUGCACUUGCCUGCUCCCCUCUCGUUCUGCUCUGCCUGGCUGGGAGGAAGGCUCAUCUGGUGCUGCCUUGUGGCGCUCAUGCUUCCAAGCCGCCUGUCGUUCCUUAGCAUCAUGAUGGCUUCACUUCCCCUUGGCUGGGCCACGGCUUGCUCUCACUCGCAUUCUGUCUGCAUCCCCCUUCCUGCCCCUCUCCAGGCGAACUGCGGCAGCAGCUGGAUGCAGGGAGCAGCAGGCGGGGAGCAGCAGCAGCAGGCGGGGAGCAGCAGCAGCAGGAAGGGCAGCAGCCGUGCUUCAACUUUCCAGCUAAGUACUUUCUCCCUGAGACCUUCCCUUUUCUGCUGCUCACUGCUCACUAUUCCGCUUUCCUUGCUUUUCCUGUGCCUUGAUGCUUCCUGUAUUACAAAUUUGCCACUGGUUGGGGCCUCGUUCACAAGCCACAGACCCCCCUCUGCUGCUGGUAAACCCCCCCAGGUUAAGCCCCCCUAAAACCUUACAGCCCCCCCCAGGUUCACCCCCUACUGCAGGUUCAGCCCUCAGGUCCCCCUGGGGGUCUGUGGCUUGUGGGUAAGCCUCCACCAGUGGCCCCUCCCCCCUCCCUUCGCUUCAGCCUAGAUACUAUCUCUGUGCACUGACCAGCUCUGCUUGUGUGCCUUGCAGGUGGAGGGUAGGGGCGUGGGGGUCAGCACCGGCACUCUCCCACGCCCCUCCCCUGUGAAGGUCGAGGUGAGGGUCGCCCCUCCCCUGUGGGCGUGGGGGUCAACACCGGCACUCUCCCACGCCCCUCCCCUGUGGCUGGGCGGCAUGGCAGCCCGCAGGGAUGGGAGGAAGGCACCACUGCACCAGGCUGAAACUGCCACCCCAACGGAGAGUAUGGGGGCUGGGCUUGGCUUCUCAAGGUGCGCUGAUUCCCCCUCUGGAGUUAAUUUAAUGCUCUCUAUUAUUCCUGUUCCCGUUUUUUCAGAUGCACUUCGUUUCUGAUUCUCUCAACUGCACCAGUCCCAACCUUGUCGUCUCACCAGUUCCCCCUCCCCUCCUCUCCUGUCUCCCCCCCCCUUCUGCCCCCCUCUAGGUCGCCUGGCAUCAGGUGAAGACUGCAGCAGAGCAGCGGAGCAGCAGACCGGCAGCAGCAGUUGCAGCAGCAGAAGCGGCAGCAGCUGAAGCAGUGGCAGCAGUGGGGGCUGGGGGGCUGCAGGGCAGGCUAGGCUAGGUCGAGUUGUGAGCGAGGUGUGGUAAGAGGUAAGGUAUGGUACCAGGUGAGGUGUGGUGAUCUGACCCCGUCCCCUUUUUUUUUCGUCAUCCCCUCCUGCAGCUUGAAGAUUGGAGCACUGGAGCAAGGGAGAGCUGGAGAGUGGAGCGCACCCCCUCACUCACCUCCUCCCCUCCCCUCUCCCUGUUCCCCCCUCCCUCCCUCCCCGCUUCCCAGUAUUCCUGGAUCGGAGCACUGGAGCAAGGGCAGGAGAGUGGAGCGCACCCUCUCACUCACCCCCUCCCCUCCCUACCCAGCAGCACCAUGCCUUGAGGAGAGUGGAG